AUGAGUCUACAGUGUAGUUCCAGGUCCCUGUGCCGCAGCGGCGGUGGCGGCAGGAACUUCAGCUCAGGCUCUGCCGGCCUAGUCAGCUUCCAGCGCAGAUCCACCAGCUGCUCUAUGCGCCGCAGCGGUGGAGGUGGUGGCGGGAGAUUUUCAGGAGGAGGCUUCUGUGGGAGUUCUGGUGGUGGCUUUGGAAGUAAGAGUCUUAUGAACCUUGGAGGUGGUAGGAGCAUCUCCAAGAGUGUGGCCGGAGGUGGUGGCAGCUUCUGCGGUGGUGGCUUUGGGGGUGGCAGCUACGGUGGUGGUGGCUUUGGGGGUGGCAGCUACGGUGGUGGUGGCUUUGGAGGGAGUGGUUUUGGCAGUUUUGGUGGUGGUGGUUUUGGUAGUGGAGGUGGUUUUGGUGGUGGAGGAUAUGGGGGUGGUAGAUUUGGUAGUAUGGGACCUGUCUGUCCCCCUGGUGGCAUCCAGGAAGUGACCAUCAACCAGAGCCUUCUGCAACCCCUCAAUGUCGAGGUUGACCCUCAGAUUCAAAAAGUGAAGUCUCAGGAGAGAGAGCAGAUCAAGUCACUCAAUGAUAAAUUUGCCUCCUUCAUCGACAAGGUGCGCUUCCUAGAGCAACAAAACCAGGUGCUACAAACCAAGUGGGAGCUGCUGCAGCAGGUCGACACCACAACCCGGACCCAAAACUUAGAUCCUUAUUUUGAGAGCUAUAUCAGCAACCUCAGAAGGCAGGUGGACUCACUGAAGAGUGACCAGUCACGGAUGGAUUCUGAGCUGAAGAACAUGCAAGACAUGGUGGAAGAGUACAGGACCAAGUACGAGGAUGAAAUCAACAAGAGGACCAACGCAGAGAAUGAGUUCGUGACCAUCAAGAAGGAUGUGGAUUCGGCUUACAUGAACAAAGUUGAGCUUCAGGCCAAGGUGGAUGCUCUCCAGCAAGACAUUGACUUCCUCUCUGCACUCUACCAAAUGGAAAUGUCUCAGAUGCAAACUCAAGUCAGUGAAACCAAUGUGGUCCUGUCCAUGGACAACAACCGCAGCUUGGAUCUGGAUAGCAUCAUCGCGGAAGUCAAGGCCCAGUAUGAUAGCAUUUGCCAGAGGAGCAAGGCUGAAGCCGAGACCUUUUACCAGAGCAAGUACGAAGAGCUGCAGGUCACUGCUGGCAAACAUGGAGACAGUGUGAGAAAUACCAAGAUGGAGAUUUCUGAGCUGAAUCGAGUGAUCCAGAGACUUCGAUCUGAAAUUGAUGGUUGCAAGAAGCAGAUCUCCCACAUGCAGCAGAACAUCAGUGAUGCUGAGCAGCGUGGCGAGAAAGCACUCAAAGAUGCCCAGAACAAGCUGAAUGAGAUAGAGGAUGCCAUGUCACAGUGCAAGGAGGAUCUUGCCAGACUGCUGCGUGACUUCCAGGAGCUGAUGAACACCAAGUUGGCCCUGGACAUGGAGAUUGCCACAUACAAGAAACUUCUGGAAGGAGAGGAGAUCAGGAUGUCUGGAGAGUGCACCCCCAACGUGAGCGUGUCGGUGAGCACCAGCCACACCAGCAUGAGCGGAAGCAGUAGCCGAGGCGGCGGCGGCAGAUAUGGAGGCGGCGGCAGUGGUGGCAGCUACGGCGGCGGCUCCGGAGGCGGCAGCUACGGCGGCGGCUCCGGGGGCGGCAGCUACGGCGGCGGCUCCGGAGGCGGCAGCUAUGGCGGCGGCUCCGGGGGCGGCAGCUACGGCGGCGGCAGCAGUGGAAGCCACAGAGGUGGCUCUGGAGGGGGCGGUGGCAGCUCGGGAGGCAGCUAUGGUGGCUCCUCUGGGGGAGGCCGGGGAGGAUCCAGCUCCGGUGGCGGCGUUAAGUCCUCUGGUAGUUCUACCGUGAAGUUUGUUUCCACCAGUUACUCCCGAGGGACCAAAUAAAGAGGUGCCCACCACCCCAUUAGCUCUGCCUUUCCAUCAAGGCCAAAUAUGGCUGGCAAGACCAAGAUCAAUCGCACCAGCCUUAUUAGAGAAAAGAGCUAUGGUUAAUUGCACAGAUUAGGCUUAUUUUCUCUGCGCUUUCUUUUCUGCUCCGCUUGCAAAGAAGUUUUCAUAUUAGUAUCAGUCUGAGUCCCAUGGUAACAAUCCCACUUCAUGUUCUGCUGAACUGCCAUCACCAACAUGACAUUUCAAAGAGGACUUCAGAUCCAGGGCUCCCUUGCCUGGCAUGCCCAGAGCACUGGGGUGCCCCUUAGUAUCCCGUAUCCUGCAGCACGCUGAGCUGCUUUGGUUUUGUACAUAAGGUGUUUGCGAGUUUGUCUCUUAUGGAGCGCUUUGAAC
Molecule: messenger RNA, 2295 nt
Organism: Mus pahari (shrew mouse)
Lineage: Eukaryota; Metazoa; Chordata; Mammalia; Rodentia; Muridae
Gene: Krt1
Product: keratin 1
Exons: 9
Coding region: 1-1896 (631 amino acids)
Biological process (GO): keratinization; intermediate filament organization
Cellular component (GO): keratin filament
Molecular function (GO): structural constituent of skin epidermis
Source: RefSeq, a predicted model, not a curated record